This is a messenger RNA of Exophiala oligosperma, 1689 nucleotides long. RefSeq lists its product as uncharacterized. Gene Ontology annotation, molecular function: transmembrane transporter activity. The transcript is spliced from 8 exons. Gene Ontology annotation, biological process: transmembrane transport. Gene Ontology annotation, cellular component: membrane. The coding region runs from base 1 to 1602 and encodes 533 amino acids. The record is from RefSeq and is a predicted model, not a curated record. NCBI's taxonomy places the organism in Eukaryota, Fungi, Ascomycota, Eurotiomycetes, Chaetothyriales, Herpotrichiellaceae.
AUGGCACAGCACGGUAAUGACAUGGAAUUGAACCAUCGGGCGAAGAGUGAUGCCCGCUCGGUUGAUGCCGAUGCGCAAGAAUACGGCUCGAAAGGCGCCAAUCAACAAGGUCGUGAAGUUCGAACGCCUCAAACCUUGGACAGAUACAUUUCAUUCUUUCCAACGGUUGCAUUCCCCGCCACUUUACAGUCAUCAUGGGAAGCUCUUGCCGCCAGUUUUCAGGCCGGUUUGUUGAAUGGAGGACCGACCGCCUUGGUCUGGGGAUUACUACUAUGUCUUGUUGGAUCACUGUCCCUGGCCCUGUCUUUGGCCGAAAUGGCAUCGAUCACUCCCGUGGUCGGUGCACAGUAUCGAUGGUCGGCAUUGUAUGCCCCCAGAGGUUUCGGUAGUCCUGCUUUCUGGUCCCUCCUUCAAGGCUGGAUCACUGUUUUUGCUUGGAUGGCUCUUUGCGCACAAGUCUGUUACUUGGAGGGUACUUUGAUCCAAGGUUUGAUCGCAUUAAACAACCCAGAAACAUAUGUUCCAAAAGGCUGGCAUGGUACCCUACUCGCCUGGUCCAUUCUCGCUCUUCCGCUCAUUUGCAACAUUUGGGCUCGAAGAAUAUUGGCUCCCCUUGAAGUGGUCGGAGGUAUUGUCCAUGUGGCUCUGUUCAUCGUGUUCGUUGUAGUUCUUGUGGCUUUGUCACCUCGUUCAUCUGCCGACUUUGUCUUUACCACCACCUUUACCGGCCUCAGUGGCUAUGGUAGUGCAGGUGUGUCGUGGAGCAUUGGACUUCUUUCGGGUGCUUUCCCUCUGGCAGGGUUUGACGGUGUUCUACACAUGGCUGCAGAAGUUAAGAAUGCCCCCAAGGUAGUCCCUACGAGUAUGGUUCUGUCGGUUUUGAUCAACGGCAUCAUGGCAUUCGGGUUCAUCAUCACAGUCCUAUUCUGCAUCGGCGACCCGAUCACAGUUUCCCAAACUCCGACCGGCUACCCCAUCAUCCAAAUCCUCUACAAUUCGACCGGCAGUGCCGCAGCCACCACUGUCCUCAUGACGUUCCUCAUCUUCAUUGGUGUCGUCGCCGUCUUCUCCAGUUUGGCGUCGGUUUCGCGUCUUACUUGGGCCUUUGCCAGAGACAAGGGUCUCCCAUUUUCCAAUUUCUUCGGCCACGUCCACCCGACCUUGCGAAUUCCUCUCAACGCUCUCUUGUUGAUCACCGCCGUCGUUCUCCUUUUACAACUUAUUAACAUCGGCAGCACGACUGCCUUCUUCGCCAUCCUCUCACUCAAUACGCUCGCCUUGUACCUCAGUUACCUCAUCCCUAUCCUUUUUUGGAUGAUCCACAAGCUACGCGGCUUUCCCGUGCCCUAUGGUCCCUUCAAGCUGCCGCGCGGUCUCGGCCUACCCAUCAACCUUUUCGCCUUUUGCUACGGAGUCUACGUUGCCAUUUUUCUGCCCUGGCCAUCCACCGUGCCAGUGACCAAGGCGAACAUGAACUACGGUGGUCCCGUCAUGGGUGCUGUCAUUAUCUUUGCGAUCGCGGACUGGAUCAUCGGGGGAAGAAAACGGUUCCAAGUCCCUGUCGAUAUACGUCCAUUGGAUCAUGACUCGGUCUCAUCCUGAGCCAACAAAAGGAAAAAGAAGGAGAAAAAAGUUGUUCUGUUUUUGUGGCCUGUGAGACCGUCACCUGCUUUGGAGGGUCCAUUGCCU